Gastrolobium bilobum is the source of this 550-nucleotide messenger RNA. Its product is annotated as DNA-binding protein S1FA-like. Gene Ontology annotation, molecular function: DNA binding. Bases 114 to 362 code for a protein of 82 amino acids. Gene Ontology annotation, biological process: regulation of DNA-templated transcription. Gene Ontology annotation, cellular component: nucleus. The transcript is spliced from 2 exons. The record is from RefSeq and is a predicted model, not a curated record. NCBI's taxonomy places the organism in Eukaryota, Viridiplantae, Streptophyta, Magnoliopsida, Fabales, Fabaceae.
CAGUAGAUGCCGAUUUCGUUGGGUUAAAUCUCUGUCUGUUUUCUUGAAGCUGCGGCCGCAAACAUUUCCAUUUGUUUUGUCACAAAGCAUAGCACAGGUCCUCACCCUCAGCCAUGGCCGAUGACUUUGAGUUUUCUGAUAAAGUUCCUCCUUCCUUCGACCGCGCGGGCUCCCAAGGGUUUAACCCAGGCUUAAUAGUUCUCCUGGUUGUUGGUGGGUUGCUGUUGACAUUCCUCAUUGGAAAUUACGUACUCUACUCUUAUGCACAGAAGACCCUCCCUCCUAGAAAAAAGAAGCCAGUCUCCAAGAAGAAGAUGAAAAAGGAGAAACUGAAGCAAGGCGUCUCUGCACCUGGAGAGUAGAGACUUUGUAUUCACUUUAUGUUCUAUGGUUUAAAUUACUCUUCAGAAAUUUUUUAUCAUUCUGUGAUGUCUUGAGUUACGUUAAUGUUCAUCUUUCUAUCCUGUGUGUUACUGAUAGAAACCUUGGUCUUAUGUGUAAGUGCUUUAGCAAUAUAUUUGGGACAAGCUAUUUCAUGUUUAAAUUAUCA